AUGUCUCUCGAAGACCAGAGUAUAAAGCCGAAUUCGAGGCACUGUUUAUUUCAGCCGGUAACCCACUGCAUCUUCGAAUUGGAUGGCUUGUUGAUAAACAGCGAAAGAUUGCGAAGUGAGUCCAUCCAGAAGAUCCUCGAUCCCUUUGGGCACACCUUUGGCUUCGAUCUGAAGAUGCGCUGCAUGGGCAAGCCGUUGUCCCAACAGGCCGACCUCAUUGUGGCCAACUAUAACCUGCCCCUGAAUCGCACAGAGUUUGAGCAUCGGCUCAAGCUGUUGAGUCGCGGCGACCUCGGGCGCAUCAAGGUGCUGCCUGGCGUAGAGCGCCUCUUGAAGCAUCUACAUGACUUUAAUAUCCCUAUGGCCAUCGGGAGUAGCAGCUGUCGGAACUCAUUUAAUGCUAAGACACUUCGCCACCCCAAACUGUUUGACGUCUUCCACCACGUGGUUCUCAGUGGGUCCGACGAAGAGGUUAAGAGGGGAAAGCCCGCCCCAGACAUCUUCCUCACAACGGCCUCACGAUUUGAUGAGAGACCAGAGCCCGCCAAGUGCCUCGUUUUCGAGUCAUCACUGUUGGGAAUGGAGGCUGCUCUGGCCGCAGGUAUGCAAGUGGUUCUCGUUCCCGAUCCCCUGGUCUCCAUCCGGACGAGUGCUCCGGCCACUUUGAGGCUGAGAUCUUUGGAGGCCUUCAGACCCCAGUAUUUUGGACUGCCGCCAUUAUUAGGGUCUUCUUAGAAAUUGAUUUGUGACAAAAAUGCAGGGAAGAAAAUACA
This is a messenger RNA of Drosophila kikkawai, 773 nucleotides long. RefSeq names its product probable pseudouridine-5'-phosphatase. The record is from RefSeq and is a predicted model, not a curated record. Gene Ontology annotation, molecular function: phosphatase activity. Lineage: Eukaryota; Metazoa; Arthropoda; Insecta; Diptera; Drosophilidae.